Molecule: messenger RNA, 1248 nt
Organism: Formica exsecta
Lineage: Eukaryota; Metazoa; Arthropoda; Insecta; Hymenoptera; Formicidae
Gene: sage
Exons: 4
Coding region: 75-1061 (328 amino acids)
Biological process (GO): regulation of transcription by RNA polymerase II; mesoderm formation
Cellular component (GO): nucleus
Molecular function (GO): DNA-binding transcription factor activity, RNA polymerase II-specific; RNA polymerase II cis-regulatory region sequence-specific DNA binding; protein dimerization activity
Source: RefSeq, a predicted model, not a curated record
AACAUUAAUAAAACGACUGUGGCCGAUCCACAUCUUAUCCGAGGACAAACGCGGUCGCUAGACCCACGUGAUAUAUGCCUUACGAGACUUCGGCGAGAAAGGCGACUCGUCAGUUUUCCACGUCGUUUCUCUACGGUAUGUCGAUGGAUGAUACCGGAAUCAACGAGGAGAUGUCAUUUGUGCUUGAUCGGGUACCUGUGAUGGAGCAAAAUUCGGACGAAUAUCGCGCCGAAUCGGCGAAGAAUGAGUCCGAGAACGAGAGUAAUGAGGAGGAUUACAGGCGUUCGCCGGUGUUGCUCGACCUGGAUGAGAACUCAAAACAGCAGCAACAGAAAGCUGCGAGUCGGGAAGUGAGCUCACCGAGUUCCGCGGUGAAUCAGCAGGAUCAAGGAUUACUUCCAGAAGAAACUACGCGUUCACAGCCUAUAAGAAGCAGAUGGCAAGAAACAAGCUACGAGGCGCGAGGCGAGCAGACUCCCGAGGGAGAGAGAGUGCUCGUGAUUAGAGUACCGGAACCGGAGAUAAUCAGCGGACACUCGCAUCUCGAGAUGCUCCACGAAGCCAACAUCAAAUCGGUGCAACGGGAACCGUCGCAGACUGAGAAAGGUGCGGCAAUGUCGAAUUGCGCGUCGCCUGACUACAAGAAGUCAGCGUGCGAUCGCGAGCGCACACGAAUGCGCGACAUGAAUCGCGCAUUCGAGCUACUACGGUCGAAGCUACCGAUAUGUAAGCCUCCGGGCAAGAAGCUCUCCAAGAUCGAGUCGUUGCGCCACGCCAUCACAUACAUAAGGCAUCUGCAAAGCUUGUUGGAGCCGCAGUACAGCUAUCCUAUGCCCAGCGUGCCCGAUCGACCUGGCGGCUACUACGCGGCUCCCCCACCGGGCCCACCGACGUCCUACGAAGUGCAGCAUCCGAGCCGAUGGGAAUCCCUAGCUUACUACCGAUACGAUUACCACGCACCCUUCGCCACCCCGUCACCGCCGACCUUGGUGCCACCCCUGCAGGCGAGACUGUCGGUCGAUCAGGACGAUCGACAGUUUUCUUAUGAAGCGCGUCACUAAUGUCGUCUUUUUCGAGAAAUUGAUUGAUCCUUUGAGUAUUUUAAGAAAAGUAUCGCUGUCUCAAUAAGCACAGAUAGCUUUCUUCAAUGAAGAAACGCUAUAUUAGACUCGCUAUAUAUUUUGGAUUUCAUGAUUUUGGCUUCAGACUCAUUGGCUUUAUUGGCCUUGAAAACAUUUAAUUAUCAAG